AUGGCAGAAAGCAGCCUCCCAGCAACGGGAGAAAAACUGGAGGUGAAAAAUGAGUUUCCAGCCACAGCAACAGAGGAAAGUCAAGUUACGUCAAGUGACGCUGAACUGGAUGUAUACAAUGACCCUUUAAGAGGGAUAGCGAAAGUAUGUCUCGAGGAAGGUAACAAAGAAUACAGACAAGGAGAAGCUAAUAACGCGAUAAACUCUUACACGGAAGGACUUCAUGUGAACUGCAAAGAUAAACGACUCAACGCCAAGCUUUACAGUAACAGGGCAACAGCUCAUUUCCGUUUGGCAAACUACAUGGAAUGUCUGGAUGAUGCAACAGUUGCUGUUCAAUUGGAACCCACUUUCAUCAAAGCUAUUAAGAAAGGAGCCAGAGCUUGUGUCGAACUUUGCUGGUAUAAAGAAGCAAGGAGCUGGUUGCAUAUGGGAUUGACCAUUGACAACAAUAACGAACGUCUGCUUCAAUUAAAAAGGAAAUCGAAUACUGAACUAAAGGUCAAAGCAAACACUUAUGCUAGUCUCGGAUGUACUUACCAUAAUGCUGCACAGUUCGAUACAGCAAUCGAUGGGAGACAAGGCCAGAGAAGGGUUAAGCAAUCUCGGCAAGUUAUGGAAACAAUCUCGGCAACGCUUAUCAAGGGAGACAAGGCCGGAGAGGGAGCAAGUUAUUGCAAUCUCGGCAACGCUUAUCAAGGUCUAGGAGAGUUCAAAACAGCCAUCAAGUACCAUCAACGUGAUCUAGAAAUUGCUAAAGAAGUGGGAGACAAGGCCGGAGAGGGAGCAAGUUAUGGCAAUCUCGGCAACGCUUAUGACAGUCUAGGAGAGUUCAAAACAGCCAUCAAGUACCAUCAACGUGAUCUAGAAAUUGCUAAAGAAGUGGGAGACAAGGCCGGAGAGGGAAAAAGUUAUGGCAAUCUCGGCAACGCUUAUCAAGGUCUAGGAGAGUUCAAAACAGCCAUCAAGUACCAUCAACGUCAUCUAGAAAUUGCUAAAGAAGUGGGAGACAAGGCCGGAGAGGGAAGAAGUUAUGGCAGUCUCGGCAACGCUUAUUGCAGUCUAGGAGAGUUCAAAACAGCCAUCAAGUACCAUCAACGUCAUCUAGAAAUUGCUAAAGAAGUGGGAGACAAGGCCGGAGAGGGAAAAAGUUAUGGCAGUCUCGGCAACGCUUAUCAAGGUCUAGGAGAGUUCAAAACAGCCAUCAAGUACCAUCAACGUGAUCUAGAAAUUGCUAAAGAAGUGGGAGACAAGGCCGGAGAGGGAAGAAGUUAUGGCAAUCUCGGCAACGCUUAUCAAGGUCUAGGAGAGUUCAAAACAGCCAUCAAGUACCAUCAACGUCAUUUAGAAAUUGCUAAAGAAGCGGAAGACAAGGCCGGAGAGGGAAGAAGUUAUGGCAAUCUCGGCAACGCUUAUUGCAGUCUAGGAGAGUUCAAAACAGCCAUCAAGUACCAUCAACGUCAUCUAGAAAUUGCUAAAGAAGUGGGAGACAAGGCCGGAGAGGGAAGAAGUUAUUGCAAUCUCGGCAUCGCUUAUUGCAGUCUAGGAGAGUUCAAAACAGCCAUCAAGUACCAUCAACGUGAUCUAGAAAUUGCUAAAGAAGUGGGAGACAAGGUCGGAGAGGGAAAAAGUUAUGGCAAUCUCGGCAACGCUUAUCAAGGUCUAGGAGAGUUCAAAACAGCCAUCAAGUACCAUCAACGUCAUCUAGAAAUUGCUAAAGAAGUGGGAGACAAGGCCGGAGAGGGAACAAGUUAUGGCAAUCUCGGCAACGCUUAUCAAGGUCUAGGACAGUUCAAAACAGCCAUCCAGUACCAUCAACGUCAUCUAGAAAUUGCUAAAGAAGUGGGAGACAAGGCUGGAGAAGGAAAAAGUUAUGGCAACCUCGGCAACGCUUAUCAAGGUCUAGGACAGUUCAAAACAGCCAUCCAGUACCAUCAACGUCAUCUAGAAAUUGCUAAAGAAGUGGGAGACAAGGCCGGAGAAGGAACAAGUUAUGGCAAUCUCGGCAACGCUUAUCAAGGUCUAGGACAGUUCAAAACAGCCAUCCAGUACCAUCAACGUCAUCUAGAAAUUGCUAAAGAAGUUGGAGACAAGGCCGGAGAGGGAAGCAGUUAUGGCAAUCUCGGCAACGCUUAUCAAGGUCUAGGACAGUUCAAAACAGCCAUCCAGUACCAUCAACGUCAUCUAGAAAUUGCUAAAGAAGUGGGAGACAGGGCCGGAGAGGGAAGCAGUUAUGGAAGUCUCGGCAACGCUUAUCAAAGUCUACGACAGUUCAAAACAGCAACUGAGUACCAUCAACGUCAUCUAGAAAUUGCUAAAGAAGUGGGAGACAAGGCUGGAGAGGGAAAAAGUUAUUGCCUUCUCGGUAGGAUUCAUCAGGGUCAAAGAGAUUUUGAGCGCCAAGGAAAUCUUAUGAUGGCCUUUGACUGUUAUUACUCGAGUGUAGAAUUGUAUGAUGAUAUCAGGGCCAGUCUUCAACUCAACGAUCAGUGGAAGAUUUGUUAUCGUAAUCAGCACCAAGGAGCAUACAAAGGUUUGUGGCGUAUAAAUGUCAAUCGAAGUCAAGUUGUGAAGGCUCUUCUUGCCACAGAGAAAGGACGUGCCCAAGCUCUGAGAGAUCUCAUGGUCACAAAAUAUCAGCCUGGAGAUUCUCUAACGCCCAGCACAUCCCGCACUUCUCUGAGGUUGGUUCCAUUGAGCACAGUUUUCAUAGCUAUUAAUGGACCCUGCGUUUGCUUCUGGGUUUGCCUCAGUGAAAAUAAUAUCCAGACGAGAGUAGUACACGUAAACAAAUAUAAGUAUGAGAAUGAAUUGGAAUUAUUCAUCCAGCUACUGAACAAAGCUGUUCUUAAGGAGAUCAGUAAAAGAGAUACUGUUACCAUCGAAAAUCCUCCGCUUGACUCGCCUCGGACAGACGAGGAAGUGGCCAAUGAUGUGAUCCGAGUUGAUGUGAGGCACUCCCAAUCAAGUGCUUUAAAGAAGCUGCAUGACAUCAUCGUUACUCCUAUUGCUGACCUCAUCGAAGGCAACGACGAGAUCACAAUCGUUCCUGAAGGGCCAUUUUGCCUUGUACCUUAUGCAGCGUUGCAGGACUCCAACUCAUCAUAUCUAAGUGAUUCUCUCAGAAUUCGUGUGCUUCCCUCUCUGACGACCUUGCAACUAAUUCAUGAUUGUCCAGCAGACUUUCACGUGAAGACUGGUGCAUUGCUUGUCGGCGACCCAUGUUUCAAACACAUCAUCUAUGAGGGCACACUUUUGAUGCAACUUCCAGGAGCAAGAAAAGAAGCGGAGAUGAUCGGACGUAUCCUCAAUGUCUCCCCUCUCACUGGAGAAAUGGCAACAAAAGAUGAAGUGUUAAAACGAAUAUCAUCAGUGGCCUUAGUUCACAUAGGAGCGCACGGUAAAAUGGAAACUGGAGAAGUUAUCCUAGCACCAAACACCACAAGAGAUAGCCCUCAGCCACUAGAGAAAGACUAUCUACUGACUAUGAAAGAUGUCAUAGAAGCUGGGUUGCGAGCACGUCUGGUUGUACUUAGCUGCUGUCACACUGCUCGUGGGGAGGUCAUGGCCGAGGGUGUGGUCGGUAUGGCGCGUGCACUUUUGGGUGCCGGUGCCAGAUCUGUUGUGGUAACCUUGUGGGCGAUUGGCGACGAGGGAACCCUGGAGUUCAUGAGUUUCUUUUACGAUGCACUUUCCAAAGGCAAGAAGGCAAGUGAAGCUCUCAAUCAGGCCAUGAAGUGUAUGAGGGAAAUUGAAAAGUUCAAAGAGGUGAUUUACUGGGCACCAUUUGUACUCAUUGGUGACGACGUCAACCUGGAUUUCAAUGAGAUUUAGAGGCUGCAUUAAGGCAGUGAGCAUUGGAAUCCCGGGGAGUUUUCGGAUACCUACAAAUGCUGAUAUUUGGACCAGAAACCAGUAAGCUACCGAUGAAAGCUUUGUCAAGAGUCUUCUUUUGAAAGCAGGAAGGAGCAAAAGACGGC
Pocillopora verrucosa is the source of this 3980-nucleotide messenger RNA. NCBI's taxonomy places the organism in Eukaryota, Metazoa, Cnidaria, Anthozoa, Scleractinia, Pocilloporidae. The record is from RefSeq and is a predicted model, not a curated record.